CAUCAAUCUAAUCGGCCACAUCAGCCAUUGUAAUAACAAGCAUCACAUCAACGCGCAUGGCCCUUGGUGGCGCAUAAAUACAGUCCAUAUCAAUGUUGUUGUUGUUCUAGUAGUAGCAUUGUAAAAUAUUCCUCUUGAUUCAUCGAUUUCCGAUGUGUGUACAUGUAAAACUCAGCUUUCAAUCCUGAUAGAGAACCAAGCAAGAUGCUAGACGCGCUGGUGCCGGUAGGCAUAACCGCUUUGAUUUUUGGAGGCUGCUGCUCGAAUGUUUACGCGCUUGAAGCUGUCCUAAAGCAUGAGCCGGACAGUGGUCUUCUCAUCACGCUCAUGCAGUUCAUUCUGGUCACUCUUUUCACUUACAACAGCCAGCGUUCACUCAAUCUGCCAUCCUUUUUGAAGCCUACCAAGAUUCCACUCCGCAAGCUUUUCUCCAGCGCCGCCAUGUUCUUCACCGUCAACAUGCUCAACAAUUGGGCUUUUGCCUUCAACAUUGGCGUGCCUGUACACAUCAUCCUACGAAGUUUCGGAAGCGUGACUACCAUGGCAGCCGGCUGGUUGCGCGGGAAACGAUAUUCGCAGCUGCAGAUUGUUUCUGUCGUUUUGCUUACCCUGGGCGUCAUGAUCAGCGCCUGGGCGGAUGUAGAGUCAAAGGGAAAGCCUUUGAAAACGGAAGGCGUCGAUACUGGUAUUUGGUUUGGACUUGGGCUCCUGAUCCUACUCGUCGCACAGCUGCUUUCUUCCUAUAUGGGAGUCUACGUUCAAGACGUGUAUGCAGAGCACGGCAAGCACUGGGAUGAGAAUCUCUUCUAUAGCCAUUUUAUCAGCUUGCCGCUUUUUUUGCCGUUAUCUGCUACGCUUCGGUCGCAAUUCGUGCGUUUACAGAAUUCGCCGCCCAUGCUCGUCCCGCCUGUCUUCGCGUCGUCCGUACCUCUUGUACUGCAGUCCUGGCUAGCAAAGGUACCGCGCUCCAUAUUCAUGUUGGCAGUCAACUCAAUCACGCAACUUCUCUGCAUCACAGGCGUUAAUCUUCUUGGGGCGAAGUCAUCCGCUGUUACAGUGACUAUUGUCCUCAAUGUCAGAAAGCUUGUCAGCUUCAUGCUGAGCGUCUGGCUAUUUGGAAACCCAAUGAGUGCUAAGAUGAUAACAGGUGCUGCGCUUGUGUUUGGUUCGGGCGCCUUGUAUGGCUGGGAGACCACUGUGGGCAUCAAGCGCCGGCAGAAAGUGCAGACGAUAUAUCAACAGAAUGGCAAUGCAAAUGGAGACAAGAAAAAGAGCUAGAUUGUCAAGAGAGCCAAACAAUCCCACCGUUAACUCGGGUUUGGACUUGCCAUUUGGGCCUUUCACCAAGAUCAUGAGGAAAACUAUGAGGUGGAGAUCGGGUAAAGACAAGUUCUGAUAUCGAGCUCCAACAGAAAUAUUACCACAGUCAAGAGUCGUGUCAUCUGGUUAUUUUGAAUUCGUGAUUCAAAUGUAUAAUAGGACAGGUCAAUAUCCCCUGCUCAUUGAUAAGCAAAACUUGCACAAUCGAUGAAGAAAUCGAUAAUUA
Messenger RNA from Verruconis gallopava, 1546 nucleotides. RefSeq lists its product as uncharacterized. The transcript is spliced from 5 exons. Bases 205 to 1278 code for a protein of 357 amino acids. Gene Ontology annotation, cellular component: Golgi membrane; endoplasmic reticulum membrane. Lineage: Eukaryota; Fungi; Ascomycota; Dothideomycetes; Venturiales; Sympoventuriaceae. Gene Ontology annotation, molecular function: UDP-N-acetylglucosamine transmembrane transporter activity. The record is from RefSeq and is a predicted model, not a curated record. Gene Ontology annotation, biological process: transmembrane transport.